CCUCGUGGCGCUGACGUCACAGUACGGGCUAUUUGCAUAUACUGUUUUUCACCGCUUCUACUAGAGUGCGUACCGUGUAUCGCUGCCUAUGCCAACGGGAACUAAAGCGAACGUGUGAGAGAGGGGCACACAGAGAAGAGGGAGGCUUCGUUUUUUUCCCUUCAAAUAAGAGGAAAAUUACCAAACGAAGCCACCAAGUGACAGCCUCCCGCAGUCUGUCUUUUGCAAACCCGUGCACUGCGGCGAGAAUGGAGCUACCCGCCGCGGGAGAACACGUCUUUGCGGUGGAGAGCAUCGAAAAGAAGCGGACUAGAAAGGGCAGAACAGAAUACCUGGUGAAGUGGAGGGGGUGGUCUCCUAAACACAGUACGUGGGAACCUGAAGAGAACAUCCUGGACCCGCGACUCCUAGUCGCUUUCCAAAACAGGGAGAAACAGGAGCAGCUGUUGGGAUAUCGCAAACGGGGACCCAAACCCAAGCACCUCUUAGUCCAGCUACCUGCCUUUGCACGAAGAUCCAGCGUCCUCUCUGGGCUGCAGGGGUCUUCCCUGGAUGAAGACAGUCGGCAGAAAUCCGAUGCCGUCCCAAUGCACAGAUCCCAAACGCAGCAGUACCAGUUAAACAGCAAGAAACACCACCAGUAUCAGCCCAACUGCAAGGAGGGCCAAGUGGAGCAGCAGAUACAUGGAAAGAAGAAAUUUUAUUAUCAGCUCAACAGCAAAAAGCAUCAUCACUAUCAGCCGGACCCCAAGAUGUAUGAUUUACAGUACCAGAAAACCAGAGAAGGCAAAGGUCAAGAAUCUAACAGUCAAGGAUGGAACCUGCCCUCGGCACUGCAAGAGAAAUGGCUUUGUGACAAGGACAUAAGCUUAAACAAAAUCAGCAGUUUGACAGAGGACAUGAAGAAGUUGCCAGGGCAAUUUAAUGGCAGUGAACCAACACUCACCUCAAACAACAAGGAGCCUGUUGUCCCCAAUGGCAUCAGCAGCAAGAUGAAAAUUGUGAAGAACAAAAACAAAAAUGGCCGUAUUGUAAUUGUAAUGAGUAAGUACAUGGAAAACGGCAUGCAGUCAGCUCGGAUUAAGAAUGGAGACCCUAACAGUGCAGAGAGACCAAAUGAUGCGAAGCUAUCAGAAGACAGCAGUGCAGAGAGCUUGUUAGACAAGAUUAAACUUGUCAAGAAACCGGUCCAGGACAAUGGGCUCCCGAAGGAGAAUAAAACUGAAAUGUCAGCCACUCCGUUGCCUCUCACACAGUCUUCUGUGGAACAGGAACAUUCUGCCAAGGAGGAUACUAUUGUUACAGAAGGGGAGAAAACAGAUGAGUGUGGGAGUCAGCCAGAUCUCCCCCAGGAUCAGCCUUUGCAGCUAACUACUAAGCCCAACCUGACCCCCUGGCCCUUUGAGAUGGGUGUGCUCUCACGACUGGACCAUAGCACUAAUCAGCCGGGCCUAAGCACCAGCCCUUCCCUGAAGCGGCAACUCUCUGAGCCUCUGGAGGACAGGGGCAGGUACAAGAAGUUUAUCAGCUCCAGGAGCAUCAGUACCCCCAGCUCUGUGUCCUCGGUGCCCCAGACCAAGCCCAUGGACCUGAAUCUCAGCAGCUUCCACUGUAGCAAAGGCCCGGACUGCGACUUUCUAGACUCCAUUCCAGAGGAGCCAAUCGACCUCAGCUGUGUGAAGCCCAGAGCAGAAGCAAGUACACCCCCCAAGUCCCUGACGCCUGUGGACCAGGCAAAAGCAACAACAGCAGCAGAGGCAGAGGACCCCAAGCCGUGUUUUAAACCUUUCCUGGGGAAUAUCAUUAUUACUGACGUCACUGCAAACUGUCUUACUGUGACAUUUAAAGAAUACAUCACUGUUUAACAUACUGACUACAGAGAAACGGAAGACUACUGACUUUAAUAUGUGGAGGAAUUGAUCUGUGAUAGGAAAGUAGAUAACGUUAUUGAGACAUGUUGUGAAGCUCUCUGACAUUGCAGGGGUAACUAUAAGGGGUGCCCUCAUGAUUGUGAAUGUAUUUGCUCAGUAGGCUUAAAUAAAUUACUUUAAAAUUCUUUUUUGAUAGAAUACAUUCUAAUGGUACGAGUUUGACCAUUAUUGCAAAUUAGAAUAUACCAAACAAUUAUUUGGAUCUUCUAAUACUUAAUGAUGUCCUUAUUUCUAAUUAAGGAAUAUGAAGCUAAGUUGGUAGUUAUCAGUGGACAUCAGGGAUCAGGAAAAAAGCACUUACGUUUGUACAGAAUAUACUUUUUAUGUAUUUGCGUUUUUUUGUGUAUGGCUUCCAUUAGACCUUGAUGAUGAUUAUUGCUUUACAGGCCUUGUUUUGGAAGUUGGUCAAAUCAAAAAGGACUGUGCUUUCUGCACGUCUUUGUGUCAUUUCUCUUUCUGCACGUCUUUGUGUCAUUUCUCUUUCUGCAGUGGGGGUGUUGUAGGUCACACAUUGUCACGUACGUACAUAUGCAUGUGCAGAAGGUGGUCAGAUGCGAAUGUCAUGACCUGAUGUAUAGCUCAGUAGUGUUACUUCCAUGGCCACCAAGCAUUGUAGGAUUUUCUUUUCUUCAUGAUCUCUAAGUAUAGAAAGGGUUCUUGGUUCCAAUUAGCUGUCAGAACAGACACAUUGCAACAUUCUCUGGCAUAGGCAAGGAGUUGAUAUGAAAGAUAAAUUAUGUUAUUAGUAUUUUUUACUCAGUCACCUAAACUAUUAAAACUAUCCAGGAGAAAGGUCUUCAUGAAGAACAUACUUCACUAAUUCUGGGAUUGCAUACAGUGAUAACAAUUUAACAGGUUUUAAAACCUAUUUAGAGAUGCCUGGAAAAUGUAUAUAGAUAUAAUGUAAGAUCCUUGAAUGUAACCUCUGCUGAUUCAAAGUUUAAAGAUGAUUUGGCAUCUGUAAGAUGCGUCACUUUAAAAAUAAAUUAAGGCACUUCUGUCAUAGUGUUGUGGUUAUUUUUCUGUUUCAGAAUAAGUGGUGGUUAAGCAUGGCAGUUUGCCAGUACCAUGGACUUUGUAUGCAACUUGGACUAAGAAAAAAGGGCCUUUUUCUGUUACACAUCAUGACUUUGGUAGUUGCUGAAGUGGUGAAAUUCUGUUGAGAGAAGGUACCAAAACUGUCCUCCAAAUGUUGCGUCAGGACAGGUGUUGACCAAGGUUAUAUUCGUAAUGAUGACCAUUAGACCAAACUGCCUUUGCACUUUAACUGAUUUAGAUUUACUGCUAACAUCAUUAAAAUGACUUUCAGUGAAAAGCUCACCAAUUGACUGUGGGGAAAAAACAAACAAACAUGACAUCCUAUUAGGAAUUCAAGUACUUAUGAGUCAUCUGUCAUAGUCAGUGUUUCUCCCAAAUGAGUUUUAUGUUCUUUCUGACUCUAGUUUACUUUUCAGUGGCCUUUUCAUCUCUGAACUGAGUUUAAUUGCCUUUAGGAAGUAUACAGUCAAUGCACUGUGUACCGGAAACAUUUUUUCAAUCUGUUGUAAUCUUUCAAAGGUCAGUUGUCAUAUGUUUUUUUUUUUGUUUUUGUUUUUGCACUUGGUUGCUCAGUUUUAAACAGUGAAACUGCUUAAAGGGGGUAAAUUAGCACUUUGUUUUGUUAAGACUGAACUGGAUGACUUUUAUUAUAUGUUUUGCAAUAAAAAAAAGCAAGGAAGGAAA
Molecule: messenger RNA, 3653 nt
Organism: Paramormyrops kingsleyae
Lineage: Eukaryota; Metazoa; Chordata; Actinopteri; Osteoglossiformes; Mormyridae
Product: chromobox homolog 4 (Pc class homolog, Drosophila)
Biological process (GO): negative regulation of transcription by RNA polymerase II; protein sumoylation
Cellular component (GO): PRC1 complex
Molecular function (GO): SUMO binding; SUMO ligase activity
Source: RefSeq, a predicted model, not a curated record